AUGAGAAACAGAAUAGGGUUCUUAUUGCCUGCAUUUAAGGUCGCACAGAUCAACUAUUCUGGGUGGGAUAUGGGAAGCUUGCCCCUUUUAUCAUUUCGUCGGCAUUGCAAGCUCAUGCUGCUACGGCCAUUCAGGAUGGGUAACCAAGGUAAUUGUGACUUUUGGCUUUGUUGUGGCGGUUACUCAGCCAAGAAAUCUGGCAGGGCCACAGCAGCGUCCCAGGAGAGAUACACACUCAGGCCUGCACAUGAUGAAGGUUUGCAAGGCAUUCAGGUGUUCCGAUUCGAUGGUCCUUCUCCUGACGAUUGUGCUGGGACACCCAAGGGGGAUAAAAAAGGGACACGCGAUCGGCCUGCCAGUGCCGCACUAACAGCACCAGCUGCAGCUCCAGUUGUGGAGGAACCAUCCUCAUCGGGUGCAGAUGACGUAACACAGGGCAUGGGCGAAUUGAGUAUUUCAGAUACCAAACUGCAAGAGGGGUCACAACACAGUCGAGGAGGCGACUCCCAGAAGCAGCACACCAGAGCAUGGAGUGAAUAUGUCUUGGACCCCAACACGGCCAGACUCGUCCAGGAAUCGUCGGCCGAAGAGAGCUCAGGCAAUGGCGCCAAAACCAAGUUGCAUCUAGUUGUGUUGGGACAUGUGGAUGCUGGAAAGUCCACCUUGAUGGGCCGUCUGCUCCAUGACUUGGGCUACGUUGGACAGAAGCAAGUCCACAAGAAUGAGAAGGACUCAGCACAGAUUGGUAAGGCAUCCUUUUCUUGGGCAUGGGUGCUUGAUGAAAGGCCAGAAGAGAGGGCCAGGGGUGUGACAGUUGACGUUGCCAUGUCCCGUUUCCAGACCUCAAAGUACAUAGUGACACUGAUGGAUGCUCCUGGCCAUAGAGAUUUUGUUCCACACAUGAUUGGUGGUGCUUCACAAGCAGAUGCUGCCCUGCUGCUUGUCGAUGGCUCCAUCGGAGGUUUUGAAGCUGGAUUUCAGGCCAGUGGCCCCGGCCUUCGAGGCACUGGCGGUGGUCAGACCAGGGAGCAUGCCCAGCUGGCCCGCAGCCUUGGCAUCGAGCAGGUGGCUGUGGUGAUCAGCAAGCUGGACUCCUGUGACUUUUCACAGGAUCGAUUUGAAAGCGUAAAGGCACAGCUCAUUCCAUUCCUGAAGCAAUGUGGGUUCAAGGAGCGCAACAUUCAAUGGCUGCUGGCCGCAGCUCCAUUGGGCAUCAACAUGACAGAAAGGCCUUCCAAGGACAAUACACUCUUGGCAUGGUUUCAAGGCCCUUCCGUUGUGGAGUCAAUAGACAACUUCAUGCCAAUCAGAAGAAUUGUGGAUGCUCCCCUGCGGGUGCCGAUCGCAGACGUCUUUAAGAGCAGGACCCUGGGGUCCACAGCAGUGGGUGGCAAGGUGGAGUGUGGCGCCAUGGCAGUAGGGGGAAAGGUGCUUGUGAUGCCCGCUGGAGAGGUUGCUACCAUCAAGUCGCUGGAGGUGGAUGGCCAGAAAUGCCCCCUGGCGCGCGCGGGCGACAGCUGCGAUGUGGGCCUGUCCGGCAUCGAGGAAUCCUCCCUAUUCCCCGGCUCAGUCCUCUGCCCAGUGGACUGGCCCACUGGGGUGUCUUCAAAGUUCGAGCUGUGCGUGGUGGUCCUGGAACCCCCCAUCCCCAUCAUCCCUGGCACGGCGGUCGAGCUGCACGCGCACACCGCCCGAGAGGAGGGCCACAUCGCCCGCCUGCUGACGACCCUGGACCCCAAGGCGGGAGGCGUCGCCAAGACCAAUCCCAGACGGCUGGCCAAGGGGGAGACGGCCACGGUGGUGGUGACCGCAAAGCGGGGCAUGUGCCUGGAGCAGUACGCGACCUGCAGGGCGCUGGGGCGGGUGGCUGUGCGUCAAGGGGGCAGGACCAUUGCGGUUGGGAUCGUCACCAAGGUCGAGGGCUGA
Messenger RNA from Ostreobium quekettii, 1926 nucleotides. NCBI's taxonomy places the organism in Eukaryota, Viridiplantae, Chlorophyta, Ulvophyceae, Bryopsidales, Ostreobiaceae. The record is from the annotation of a GenBank genome assembly.